Messenger RNA from Cuscuta campestris, 1030 nucleotides. The record is from the annotation of a GenBank genome assembly. Lineage: Eukaryota; Viridiplantae; Streptophyta; Magnoliopsida; Solanales; Convolvulaceae.
CUGAAAUGCUAAAACUGCAGGCCAUCAUUUUUCAGAGUGCCGUAAAAAGCCUAAGAAGAAAAAGACAAUGAAGGAAGAGGUCCAGAGAUUUGGAUUCGACGAGAGUGCUCAGGAGGCCUAUUUUAUGAGGUCCAAAUCGAGAGCGAUGGCGUCAAGGAUGAGAGUUUCAGACUUCCUACCAGUGAGGAACUUGAAGAAGAAAAACAGAGACCUCCUGAUCUUAGCAAUAUCCAAAGAAGCAUCUUUGAGGCAAAGCGGAGUCCCUCGCAAGGAUUAUGUUGACCAACUUAAGAGAGAUUUAGCUUUGUACUAUGGAUACAAUGAUUUCAUGAUUGAGAUGUUCAAGGUUGUUGAACUUAUGGAACUUAUUGUAGCCUUUGAAAAGCCUCGACCAAUAUGUAUACGAACAGACACAUUGAAGACACGUAGACGGGAUUUGGCUGUUAUGCUGCUGAACAGAGGUGUAAAUUUGGAUCAGCUUAUCAAAUGGUCAAAGGUUGGAUUGGUUGUAUAUGAUUCACAAGUACCAAUUGGUGCAACUCCUGAGCAUAUGGCUGGUCAUUACAUGUGCUGCACCUGGUGGAAAAACGAUGUAUAUUGCAGCACUUAUGAAAAACAGUGGUAUUGUUUAUGCAAAUGAGAUGAAAUAGCCAAGACUUAAAUCACUUGCUGCUAAUUUACAACGCAUGGGAGUGACAAAUACCAUCGUUUCUAACUACGAUGGGAGAGAGCUACCCAAAGUUAUAGGUCAAAACUCAGUUGAUAGGGUGUUAUUGGAUGCUCCUUGCAGUGGCACCCGGGUCAUAUCUAAGGAUGAGUCAGUGAAGGUUUCUAAAACUGCCGAGGACAUAUAGAAGAGUGCUCAUUUGCAGAAGGAAUUGUUCCUUGCUGCAAUUGAUAUGGUGGAUGCUAAUUCAAAAACUGGGGAAUAUGUUGUCUACUCAACCUGCUCCAUUCUGAUUGAUGAGACUUGUUAACUUUAGGCAGCACCGAUUUCAUCCAUCUUUAGACAAGACACGAUUCUAUCCUC